AGAUCUGGCACUCAGCUCCAGACGCCUCUAGCGUGACCGCCGAGUGCCUGAGGAUGGCUUUGGAGGUGAAGUUCCUGUGGGCCCUGCUCCUGACAGGAGCAGGCGCCACGAACGCUUGCAUCAAGGAGAAGUCUUCCUACUAUGACGAUUCUGUCCCACCAUCCGCGGUUGGCUACAUGGACACCGCCGCGGAAUGUCAAGCGGCCUGCGCGGUGAACGCCGGCUGUGAUGCCUGGACCUUCCUGAAGGAUGCAAGCACCUGCUGGCAGCUGCCAUAUAGCCCCGAGAUGGUGUUGGUGGGCAAUGACAAGGGCACCAGCGGCGACAAGCACUGCGAGCCUGUGGGGACAACCGGGCUGAAGAAAACCUGGACCACCCCGUUGCCCAACAUGAAGGUGCCGGAGCCGGUGACUGGAAGGUUGGGCUUGCGCCCCAAUUGCUCCAGCUCAGGCGCGGCCUUCCACGACCCCGCGGUGAAGAUGGCCACCUCCAGCCUGGCCAGCGCCGUGGACUGCCAGGCAAGUUGCGCCGCUCUGCCGAGCUGCCACUACUGGACCUACUACAACAACAGCAGGGCCUGCUGGCUGCAGGGUUUCAACGUCACCACCUUCGAGGAGAAGGACGCGGUGAGCGGCCCCAAGGCCUGCCAGAAGAUCUUGAAGGCCUCCAGGUACGAGGCGGGUCAGAACAUCACCAACAACGGCCAGGCGGUGAUGAUGCGGUCCAUCCCUCGGCCAGCCUGCUCCUUCCGCGGCAAGGCCUACGUCGACACGAAGGAGAAGGUGCCGAACCUCUACCUGGCGGAUGCCACCGCCUGCCAGGCGGCCUGCGGAGGCCUCAGCAGCUGCAACGGCUUCACCUACUACAUCGACACCAAGGCCUGCUGGCUGGUGGACGAGACCGCCACUGCCUACGAGAGCGCCAUGGCGGUGAGCGGGCCCAAGGCCUGCGCCGUGCCGGUGAUUCUGGCGAACACGAGCAAGGUUCAGGCUGUGCCCGUCACUCUUCCUGCCAAGCUCGACACGGACCAGGUUGUUCAGGCCGUGCCAGUCACCCUUCCCGCGGAGCUCGACACGAGCAAGGUUCAGGCUGUGCCCGUCACUCUUCCUGCCAAGCUCGACACGGACCAGGUUGUUCAGGCCGUGCCAGUCACCCUUCCCGCGGAGCUCGACACGAGCAAGGCCGUGGCAUUGGAGGAGAAGACCGAGAUGAUCCAGUGGCAGAGGCCGGCAGAUUUCACCCCGCUUCUCCUCGUUGCGGCCGCCUUCCUGGCCCUCGCUGUGGCCUAUGUGGGCCGUGCCUGGCAGGUUCGCUCCCGUGCGCACAGGCCUAUCGCGUCCGUGGAUCCCGAACUCACGGACGACUUGGACGAGGAGCUGCUGACCGCCUGAGUGCUUGGCGCAGAUGUGCCAUGCACAGCCCUCCCAUAGAAAUUGAAUUUGGGGAGGGGGGCACGGUGCAUGCCUUGAAGAUUGCAGGUAAAACAAUACCCAACAUGAUACAUCACGGUGAAUAUUGGCUGGUUUCCUUGCCCUCUUACUUGCAGUAUUUAGGGCAUCCACCGUCCCCCCCCCUUCCCCGGCCCGAAUUUCCCUCUCGGGGAAGAUUUGCGCAGAGGUUGGAUCUAGCCUUGCUUGUUUUUUUUCUGUAGGUGGCCAGUGCCCAGUCACUCACUCACUAUGCUUGGGUCGUUGUUUUCCGUGUGCUAAAUCGAUGGGCACUGCGAGCCGGUGACGAAAGAAGGGCUUGUCGGCGUGAAAGCGCUAUCCCUCUUUAGAGUGACAUCCACUGCAAAGACAGGGUGAUCACGCGU
Molecule: messenger RNA, 1813 nt
Organism: Effrenium voratum
Lineage: Eukaryota; Dinophyceae; Suessiales; Symbiodiniaceae
Source: the annotation of a GenBank genome assembly